Planococcus citri (citrus mealybug) is the source of this 1653-nucleotide messenger RNA. RefSeq names its product procathepsin L-like. The transcript has 6 exons. The record is from RefSeq and is a predicted model, not a curated record. Lineage: Eukaryota; Metazoa; Arthropoda; Insecta; Hemiptera; Pseudococcidae. Gene Ontology annotation, molecular function: cysteine-type endopeptidase activity. Bases 554 to 1408 code for a protein of 284 amino acids. Gene Ontology annotation, cellular component: lysosome.
UGUUGUCUACUACCUUUGCCUCUCGCUGGCGUACCAAUCGUAUUCGCAUUUUACUAUACAUAGAAUACUUACGAGUAUAUCUCAUUUCUCGUUUCUUCAAUGGAACAGUAAUUUAUGGACUGACUCAAAAGGAACAAUUAACCUAAAACGACACGGAUCUACAUCAAAGCAUUCCCUCCCUUUGAAAGUAUAGUUUGCAUCUUACAAUUAGUUAAAAUUGACCAUCAGGAAAUCACCAAUAAUGCAUUGUGAAUCACGUUCACUCUGUCAUAUUGUUUAAGUGUAUCAUCACUCGACCCGCCAACUAACGGAAAAUACACGUAAGACUUUUCCAGGAAUAAUGUCUUCGGGGUUUCACUAAUUCAAUGAAACGUAGGUACGGGUAUAAAAAGUAAGUACCCAGUUAAUCAGUAGUCAGUAGUGUAAUGUGAACUCAUAAAGUUCAUUAAUUUUCCGUUCAGAUGUACAUGUAGUAGGUAUACGUGUUUUUGUCCGCUAUAAAAGUCGAUCACUUUGUGUAGAAGUGUAGAUAGAUCUGCAGUGUUUUGAAAAAAUGUCCAAUUCAACGUUUAAAUCAGUUUUACUUUUCUGUCUAGUUUAUUUUUUAAUCUCAGUGAAUGCAAGACCAAAAAAUCUGACCGACGAUGCUGAAAUUUUGUCAGAAAAGAAACGUUUGUUUCGUUCUGGUCACGAAAGUGAAAAUGACACACUGAAAAAUAAGAACUCCAACAAGACCGAAAUUCCAACCAAUUUCGACUGGAGAGACAAGAAAGCGGUGACUAGUGUAAAGAAUCAAGGUGAAUGCGACAAUUCAGAUUGGGCUUUUGCUGCUCUAGGAGCUUUGGAAACACAUUUAUUCUUGAAAAAUAAAACUCUCGUAGACCUCAGCCCACAAGAACUCAUAGAUUGUUCUAAUCAAAACGGAAAUUACGGUUGCGAAGGAGGAGAUCCUAGAAAGGCGUUCCAUUACAUCGAAGAUAACGGGAUUCAAACCGAAGAAUCAUAUCCAUUCCAAGGAAAAAACCUGAAAAGCUGUAGAAAGGAUCUAAAGGGUCAGAAAAUUGCAAAAAAUUCAACUAUAAUAUUAACAAAAAUUACUGAAAAGAAUGAAACAGAAAUGAAAAGAAUUCUUGUAAACGGUCCCAUAUUAGCAGUGAUAGAUGCUUAUGCAAAUUCAUUUAUAAAUUAUCAAGGAGGAAUUUAUUAUGGAAAGGAUUGCGAUAAAAUUGGAAAGCAUAAUGUUCUGAUAGUUGGUUAUGGCGUGACGAAUACGAGUAGAAAGGAAGAAUUUUGGAUAGUGAAAAAUUCGUGGGGCACGGAUUGGGGUGAAGAGGGUUACAUCAGAAUGGCACGUAAUAGAAAUACAUGUGGAAUUGCCUCCAAUGCAACUUACAUCGAAAUAGUUUAAUUUUUGUUUUUAUAGAAAUACCUGCAGUGAUUUUUUACAGUAUUGUUUUUUUGUCUACGUAGGUAUUCUUAUCUAGAAAUCUGAUAUUGGUAUCUUUUUGCGUUUACAUUUUGUUUACAGUAUUUUUUCGUCACAUGAAUUUGUUUAUAUACCUACUUAGAAACCUGAUAAUGGUAUUUUUUUUGUAUUUUUCUUAAACAUUUUUAUCGUUGUAUUUCAAAAAUACACUCUACUCGUACAUACAA